This is a messenger RNA of Pelodiscus sinensis (Chinese soft-shelled turtle), 8539 nucleotides long. The record is from RefSeq and is a predicted model, not a curated record. NCBI's taxonomy places the organism in Eukaryota, Metazoa, Chordata, Testudines, Trionychidae.
CAAUGCAGCCCGGCCUCCCGCCCGCCCCGCGCAGGCAUUGGUAUGCCCGGCCGCGCCGCUGGCGGAGCAGGGCUGGGGAGGGGGCUUCCCCGGGCUCCCGCCUUCCCGGCCCGGCCGCUGCUAGCGGACUCGCCCCGAGCAAGGGCUGCGGAGUGUCCCGCUCCCGGACCGGCCAGGGGAGGCUAUGCGAGCCGCCCGGGCGCCCCAGCCAUGUGGUGCCUGCACUGUCACUCGGAGAGGACUCAGUCCCUGCUGGAGCUGGAGCUGGACAGCUGUGUUGAAGGCGAAGCUCCAAAUAGUGAAACUGGCACAUCUUUGGAUAGUCCAUCUACUUACCAUCAAGGACCUAUAACCCAUAGUUCGGCGCUAAGCCCAGACCAUUACGACCAUUCUGCUUACGGGCUGUAUUCUGUCUCCCCUGGGCAGCAAAGAUCUCGGAGGCCUAAGCUUCAGCACUCAACAUCAAUACUGCGAAAACAAGCAGAGGAGGAAGCUAUUAAAAGGUCAAGAUCACUUUCUGAGAGCUAUGAACUCUCCUCAGAUCUACAAGAUAAGCAGGUGGAAAUGCUAGAACGGAAAUAUGGGGGCCGUCUCAUAACUAGACAUGCUGCUCGUACCAUACAAACAGCUUUUCGUCAGUAUCAGAUGAACAAAAAUUUUGAGCGGCUUAGAAGUUCUAUGUCUGAAAAUCGUAUGUCAAGACGCAUUGUGCUGUCCAAUAUGAGAAUGCAGUUUUCCUUUGAAGGGCCUGAGAAAGUCCAUAGCUCAUACUUUGAAGGGAAGCAAGUUUCUCUUACAAACGAUGGGUCAAAAAUAGGAGCCCUUGUCCAGUCUGAAUGUGGUGACCUUGCGGAAUCCACUACAAUGAAAUCUCCAGCAGCAUCCACUGAUUUUGCUGAUGCUAUAACAGAACUGGAGGAUGCUUUUUCAAGGCAGGUCAAAUCUCUUGCAGAAUCAAUUGACGAUGCACUAAAUUGCCGUAGUCUACAUUCUGAUGAAGUCCAGACUCCGGAUCAAAUCAGAAGUCGUGAAAUGGAGAGGGAUAGUUGUAGUCAAAUCAAGCCAGCAAUCCAUAAUGUGGAUCACAGGAAACUUGAUGAGAUGACUGCAUCAUAUAGUGAUGUUACAUUAUAUAUUGAUGAGGAAGAGCUAUCUCCACCCCUUCCCCUUUCCCAAUCAGUGGACAGACCGUCUAGCACGGAAUCUGACUUGAGGCUUCGGUCAAUGAACUCUUCUCAAGAGUACUGGUCCAUGACCCAUAAGGAUGAUAAGAUAGACACUGAUACAAGUUGCAGGAGCACCCCUUCACUGGAAUGCCAGGAACAAAGGAUGAGAAUGGAUCAUCUGCCAUUGCUAACGAUAGAACCACCUAGUGACAGUUCAGUGGACUUAAGUGAUCGCUCAGAAAGAGGCUCAUUAAAGAGACAAAAUGCAUAUGACCGAGGAAUCACUAGUCAGCAAGGAAGCCCAAAACAUAUCCCACAUGGUAUUCCCACCAAGAUUAUAUCCCGAGAAGAACAGGAGGCUAGACACAAGCCAAGGCCCAUUGAUAGUCACUUAGCUAUUAAUGGCACUGCAAACAGGCAAAGCAAAUCAGAGUCUGAUUAUUCUGAUGGUGAUAAUGACAGCAUCAAUAGCACUUCCAAUUCUAAUGAUACAAUAAAUUGCAGCUCAGAGUCCUCUUCUAGAGACAGCCUAAGGGAACAAACCUUAAGCAAACAAACAUACCAUAAAGAAACUCGUAACAGCUGGGAUUCGCCUGCCUUCAGUAAUGAUGUUAUCAGAAAACGCCAUUAUAGGAUUGGACUGAACCUUUUUAAUAAAAAACCUGAAAAAGGAGUCCAGUACCUAAUCGAGAGAGGUUUCGUGCCGGACACUCCUGUUGGCGUCGCCCAUUUUCUCCUACAAAGGAAAGGACUCAGCAGGCAGAUGAUUGGAGAGUUUUUGGGCAAUCGACAGAAGCAGUUCAACCGAGAUGUAUUGGACUGCGUUGUAGAUGAGAUGGACUUUUCAGCAAUGGAACUGGAUGAAGCUCUCAGGAAAUUUCAGGCUCAUAUCCGUGUUCAAGGAGAAGCUCAGAAAGUAGAACGACUCAUUGAAGCUUUUAGCCAGCGUUACUGUAUCUGCAAUCCCGGCGUUGUGAGACAGUUCCGAAAUCCUGAUACGAUCUUCAUCCUAGCUUUCGCAAUCAUAUUGUUAAACACAGACAUGUAUAGCCCAAAUGUGAAACCAGAACGCAAGAUGAAGCUGGAAGAUUUUGUUAAGAAUCUAAGGGGCGUAGAUGAUGGUGAAGAUAUCCCACGAGAAAUGCUGAUUGGAAUAUAUGAGCGAAUUCGCAAACGGGAACUGAAGACAAAUGAAGAUCAUGUAUCCCAAGUGCAAAAGGUUGAAAAACUCAUCGUAGGAAAGAAACCGAUUGGAUCUCUGCAUCAUGGACUUGGCUGUGUACUCUCUCUACCCCAUCGGAGACUUGUUUGCUACUGUAGGUUGUUUGAAGUUCCAGACCCAAAUAAACCUCAGAAGCUUGGUCUGCACCAGCGAGAAAUAUUUUUAUUUAAUGACCUCCUUGUGGUCACCAAGAUCUUUCAAAAGAAGAAGAAUUCGGUGACAUACAGUUUUCGACAAUCCUUUUCCCUUUAUGGAAUGCAAGUUCUUCUUUUUGAGAAUCAGUAUUAUCCAAAUGGCAUACGGCUCACAUCAGCUGUUCCAGGAGCAGAUAUCAAAGUCCUAAUAAAUUUCAAUGCACCCAAUCCUCAGGAUAGAAAGAAAUUUACAGAUGAUUUAAGAGAGUCUAUUGCAGAAGUCCAAGAAAUGGAAAAGCACAGAAUAGAGUGUAAGUACAAAGCUGAGCUAGAAAAACAGAAAGGUGUGGUACGUCCAAGCAUCUCCCAGUGCUCCAGCCUCAAAAAAGAGUCUGGCAAUGGGACGCUGAACAGAGCCUGCCUGGAUGACAGCUAUGCCACCGGUGAGGGACUGAAAAGGAGUGCCCUCAGCAGUUCCCUUAGAGAUCUCUCUGAAGCUGACUUAGAAAGGAAAAGAAAACACUGAGGUCCCUGUGCAAUGACUGCUUCCUGUGUAUUUUGUGCUUAAGUGUACCCAUGUACUACAUUGAUGAAUGAAAUUGAGUGAAGCCCUACCAAAUUCUAUCUAGGGUGAUACACUUCAGUUAUACUGUGUGACUGGUACUAUCUCAUCAUUGUAUUAUGCACAACAUAGACCCUAAUUCUUGUUGAAGCUGUUGUUUGCAAACUACUAUUGCCAGAGUAAUAGGAAAAAGCCCUGCUGGGCACAGUAGUAAUGUCCCCAAGACUCAGAGUUGCUGCUGUGGCUAAAUUUGGAACUGAUUGAUCUUCUUGGGGUUCUAAAUAUCUGUACAUGCAUUUUAAAAAUGGAAAAAGUGGUAUGUGCCUGGGUUUUGUUUUAUUUUUCUUUGUUUGCCACAUACCAUUAAUUAUUAGUAAUUAACACCGUCAUGGCUUCCAGACUUCCAGGAGAAAUGUUCAGCUCUGUGUUCAAAAUGUUAGGUACAUUGCUCCUAUUAUUGCUAAUGGAAGUUGUAACACCAGCCACGCCACACUGACAGUAGCCAUCAGAACAGCAGCAUUGGGAUUUAAAAAAAUAAAGUUAUAUCUGCCUGUAUUAUUGGUUUUGAUCUUUAAAUGCUGUAUAAUUUACAGUGGAGACAUAAUUUGUAAUACUGUGUAUAUCUUGAAUAGUUACCCCCAGUUAGCCUUUUCAUGUAUUAUCAAAGAGGAGGAUUUAGCUGUGCUGCAGAAAAUAAAAUGCUGGUAAAUUGAAUAUGUAGUGUGUGUGUGUGUUUUUGUGUGUGUGUAUUUAUGUAUGUAUACAUACACAUACACACACACCUCUAUUUUAUCACUUGUGUUUACUCUGUUUAUAUCCAUCUAUACCCAUCUGCCUCAUUAAAAACACAGCCCCCUAUCCAAAGUCCACUUGAAGUUAGUGAGAAUCUUUCUACUGACUUCAGUGUAGGUUGGAUCAAGCCCAAGUCCUCAUAGUUAUUAAAUCUAAGCUCUACAGAUACCUUCAUCAUCUUUUGUUUUUGUUUUAUUUUAAGUUCAUUUAGAAUGAGGACAGCCUGUGGGAGUUGCACAGCUGUACAAACCAAUUGGUGUGUUUCCUGAUUAACGCUUUUCAUCCCAUAGGAAUUUUCCAUCAUAGUCUUCCAAAUAUUGCCAUGUACAUAGAUCCCUUUAGAGGGUUAUGUACAAUAAACAAGCUGAAUUGCUCUUGAUCAUGAAAACAUUCCAUACUUCCAAACCACAUGCCCGUCGUUGGCAUGCGCUGUACUGAAAGUGGUCUUUUUCCAUGAUAGAAAGUAGAAAUCAUUUACAGACUGAAGGGUUUAUUGAUGAAUUUGUUAAACCCAACUAAACUUAAUUUUAAUAUUUAUCCACUGACAGUUAUGGAAAGCUUCUGUUUGGUCUUGUGCAGUGCAAUUAACUUGAAAAAUUACACAUCCAUCACCCGAUUUAAGUUAAUAAAAUACCAUUUUCAGUCCCGUAAUAUAUACUACUAUUUCUGUGAUACAUCAAAAUCACUAUAGUGAAUUUACAAAUAUCUCCUUGAAGUUUUGUUUACUUGGUGAGGAUUCACUCGGUGUAAGUAUGAAACAUAAGAUACCUAGAAGAAGCAAAGAAAAUUUACCAAUCAGCAGAGACACUGUGGCCCCGGUGACUGUGCCAAAGCAGCAUACAUUCAAAUAACUUCAGAGAAAGGAGGACUGAAAUUGGUUCAUACUAAUUCUUGAUGUUUGUACUGCCAUGGCAUGAAAUAUAGGAUGAUAAAGAAGGAGGUGUAGGUGUAUUUGUUUAGACAAUAGAGAUAGUGGGCUAGAUUUGUAAAGAGUUUCCUUUAUUGUUUCUGCAAAAAAUCCAAUUUCACUUGUGCAAAUUUAAUAAAUGUAUAUGCACAGAGUUUGGCGCAUAAUUUUCUAAGCAGUGCUGCAGAGUUGUUUUUGAUAGCACUCUGAAAAUGCGAUUCUAUGAAAGGGAAAUCUGAUUCCAUAAAGAAAGUUUUGACUGUGCAGGUUUCUGAUGAAACUGCAAUUUGGAAAACAUUAGCUAAUUUCCCCUUUCCAGAAAUCAUUAUACCUAUCACAGAAGAAUACUAGUAGGGGAAAGUGCCUUUGAAAUGUUUUCCAUGCUUUAAAAGGAAAAAAUUAAUUGGUCUCUCACAUCUAAAGAAAGAAAAGAUUUCUGGGCCCUUUCACCUCCUAAAAGCCUGAAAUUGGUUUUUGGAGAGCAAUGCUUCAAUUCCCCAACAGGCAAAUAAAUAAUAUCUGAUAUUAAGUAGGUAUCCUUUGCUGCUGGCUGCUUUUCCAUUCAUUUUUGCAUGAAAACAUAAGUUGUAUUUGCAAAAAUUAAGUGAAUGAGGGUUUUUUGGGGUUUACGGUUAAUAUAUAAUAAUCCUUAUUUUGUUCUCUCUGUUCUGACAUCUGCUGCCAUGUAAUAAAAAGUAGAAAUGAGAACUGGAACUGUUACAAAACGUGAACGAGUCAAAAGCAUUUAAUGCUUCAUCUUUUUUCAAAUAUGAAAAUUAUGAGCAUUUUUGUUGCUAAUGGCUGAACUGACCAAUGAUUAUCUCUGUUCACUGAAAUAUAGUCAAGAAAAAAAUACUUAUUUACCCUAGAAUGUAGAAUUCCAAAUUCUUGUGUAAAGCAUUAGAAGAAAACAAAAAACAAGAUGCAAUUAGAAUAGGAAUUGAUUAUGCCAAACCCUGAGAGCAUUUUGGACUGUUCCAAAGCUUUCUUCCAUUUAUGAUAUUGAAAUGGGCCUACGCAUAAGUGUGAUAGAUGAAAAUUAUCCAAUCACAAGUAGUACUGGGGGGGGUGUUAAAAUAUAGGACUGGGAGGAUAUGUGGGUUUCUGACUCUCUCCCACAGAUUUUCUGGGUGACUUCUAGCAAGUCACAACUUGAUUUUCAGAAGUGCUGAGCACCUGUAAUUCUCAGUGACUUCCUAUGGAGCUGGGAGUGCUCAGCACCUCUGGAAAUCAGGCUGUUAGCCUCCUUGUGCUUCACCAUAGCAAUGUGUAAAAUGGGGACAAAAGAUUUCCCUUCCUUCCAGAUGUGUGGUGAAGCUUCAUGCAUUCCUGUUGGUAUGUGGUACAGACAUGCAAGGCUAUUUUUACUACAUCUACAAGUGGACCCUGUUCCUGGUAGUCUCAGCAAAUAUCCCCAAGACUUAUCCUGCAGUAAUAUGAGUGUUGACUGGCAUUAAGGGCCAGAAACUUGUAAAUAUAACCCAAGUGUGAAAAUACUCCCUCGGCUUCUCAUCUAUUGCCCCAAACAUUGUUGAUUGUUUUUGUUUACAUCAUUUUGGCCCUUGAAACCAAUAUAUCAUGGUUUUUAUGAACCCUUUGUAAUAUUUUCCACUUUUCUUCUUGCUCAGAGUUUACCCUCUGGGGAAAGACUGCAGGGAUUUUCCCUCCACCUAUGUUCUAUACAUAGAAGCAGAUUUCAUAUGGUUGCAGAACCCUCUCCCACCAGCAGGAGGAGUCUUCAAGGGAUUGGUUAAGGUUCUUAGCUCCUCCCUCAUCUAUUUGCUGCAAGGAGAAACUAAAAGUUUCUCUUUACUCAGACUUCUCCCUUGAGUUGAGGUGGAAGUGGGCAAAAAGAAUGCUAUUUGGGGUAUGAGACAUCAAAGCUCUUCUGCCUUCGCAUAUGAGAUCUCCAGGGCAGUAAAUGAAGUAGUGCAGAGGAGAUGUGGGACUGGAAUGCCACAAUUUUCAUCUUUCCUUACAAUCAUUGUCACCUUCCUUCUGUCCCCAUUGGAUGUCAAUGAUGCCUGGCAUGGUACAUGACUCUGGAUGUGUAUAUCACUGCCUACUUCUACUGAUUCUAACCAUAUACCCCAUUUUUAACUAAGUGGAUUCUUAGAAUCCAGUACCUUGUGUUCAUGUGUCCAAAGCAUGCAUAUAUAUAAUACGCAAGGAUCACCCACACAGUCACCCCUGUUAUAGCCACAACCAACAUUACUCCACUGGUUUAUAAUCAUUCACUUCCCCCAAAGCAAGAGGAAUUUAUGUAGGCAAGAUGUAAUUACCUGCACUGAAUUUGACCAGUGUGCCAAGGAUAAUGCUCCUCAUGUGAAGACAGCCAGAAGUUUUUUUUUUUUAAUGAUCACAUGUGUCAAGAUCAUAAUUAUGUGCCUCAUCCAAAAGUCAGGAUUAAAAGCCCCCUAGAAGUGGUCCUUCCAUAUUACAAUUGAGGCAGAUUGGUGAGGUAGUAUUGGUCAUUUUGAACUACCUCAGCUUGUGCCAGGCCUGGCCUCUGGAUAACUAGCUGACAACAGUUUCAACUCCCAUGAAUACCACCUUCACAACAUGCUGAAGCUAGUACAGCGACUCAUUAUUUGUUAGAUGGCUGUUAAAAUAAUUUGCUUUACUAAGAACAUACUUUGAAUCCUUUUUCAGACUGUUAUCCAAGAAUCACAGACUAAUCACAAGAAAUGCCCUUGAUCUCAGUAUGCCUCUCAUUGGCAUAGAGUGGGUAGGCCCAAGAAGUAGAAUACAGUAAUGACGUUUCCUGUAACAUUUUUCAUAUUUAUAAGGACAAUUUCUGCAAGGACGCAAGCGCUCACAGAAUUCAUACGUUUCUGCGAGGAUAUUCUAAAUGCCUCACGUGUAUUGAGUUUAAAGUGUCCUUGUUUGUACAUGUGGAGAUGUGUUGCAUUAGUGCAUAUUACAGAUGCUUACUCAGAAGCAGCAUACCACCUACCACAGUCCAUUACCAACCAUGGCAGCAGUGAAUUGGCCAAGGGAAUGAGAAUUUAACUUUCCAAGGAGAGGGAAAAAAGCUGGAAUUAAACUUUACAAAGAGAGGAAUGAGAAACGGUGUUGUAUAGUGACCUUUAAAAUAUUUUAAAACUAUUUGCUGGGAACAGUUAGUUGUAAAUUUGUUAAACACAACCGGGUUUUAUAGCAUCUCAGCUAAUAAUCAUUCUAGCGUAGUGUUAUGCUGUAUGUAACAGCUGAAUAAGCUUCUUCUAUCCUGGAGUUACCAUUUCCUUGCAAUGCAUUUUGAAGAAUGAUGCUAAAAAAAAAUUCUAAGAUGAAAUGGGUGUAGCACUGAAAAAUAGUAUGUAAUAAAAUGAUCCAACAUUGGCAAGGGGAAUACUUUGUAAGAUCUAAUAAAUCAUUUCCAUUUCUGAUUGCAUACAACCCUUAGUGAACCUGUUUCACAUUGUUUUAUUAAACUAAGUCUCUGGUCUUGGAAAAAUUUACCAGAGCGCCCUUUAUUGUACAGUACUAAUUAGUGAUCAUCUGAGGAUUAUUAUAGGUGUCACAGAUACGAUUUCAUUUUUUUUCUGCUGAUAUGCCUUCACCCACAGUCAUCUUAGGAGCAUAGAUAGAUGCUCACCCAUCUGUCCACAUACACUGCAUUCAUCACUGUGGCAUCUGAGCAUUUUCACUCUUGCUUUAUCUUCCCUCUAGUGGGAAACUUUAGGUUUUCCUAUGUUCCUUCAUGCCUAGUCAUUUUAGUCACCUAUGCCAGUAUAAUAUCUAUCUUUGAAUGGG